Messenger RNA from Ostrea edulis (European flat oyster), 1478 nucleotides. RefSeq names its product non-structural maintenance of chromosomes element 1 homolog. Gene Ontology annotation, cellular component: Smc5-Smc6 complex; nucleus. Gene Ontology annotation, biological process: DNA damage tolerance; double-strand break repair via homologous recombination. NCBI's taxonomy places the organism in Eukaryota, Metazoa, Mollusca, Bivalvia, Ostreida, Ostreidae. The transcript is spliced from 8 exons. The record is from RefSeq and is a predicted model, not a curated record. Gene Ontology annotation, molecular function: ubiquitin-protein transferase activity. Bases 144 to 956 code for a protein of 270 amino acids.
CAAAUUUGUUUGACAAAGGGCGGGAAACCCCGGAAAGCCCUUUAGCAAGAGUGAGUUUCUUCACAAGCACAGGCGAUUUUGUAUGCAAGUAAAAAUAUAUAUGACUAGUACAGAAAUAGGCCUUACAGGUACUGACAGUCACAAUGUCACAUUACAAGAUGAACGACGGACACCGACUCUUUCUACAGUCAUUUAUGUCUAGAGGAAUCCUGAACGCUAAGGAAGUGAAGCAGCUCUUCAAGAUUUGUUGUCUGAAAUACAACUUGCGAUACACAGAGAAUGAAAAAGAAAAUCAAGAAGCGCUCAAAGAGUUUGUAAGAACUGUAAACCACCACACAGAACCAUUACACAUGCAAAUACGUAAAGGUGUAUGUGAAGACGAUGGCACGAGUUCAUAUGGAUUGGUUUGUACGAGUGAGUCGACAAUCACAAAGCUUGCAUCAGACUACACGCCAAGUGAAUUGGAGUUCUUCAAAAAACUUAUAGAAAUCAUUGUGGCAUCUAAGGAUGCUGAAGUAGGGUCCACGGAAGCCCUUAAUCUGGUCAGUCGACUGGAAAAUGUCAAGAAGCUGUCCAAGGAUGAUGCGGAGGAUCUGUUGUCUCGUCUGGAAACCAAUAAAUGGAUAAAGAUGACCCGUGGGAAGAUAAGUCUAGCCACGCGAUCUCUCCUGGAGCUGGAUCACUACAUACAAGAAAUCUACCAGGAAGACGUAUCGCAGUGCAACAUCUGCAAGAAACUCUGUCUUAAGGGACAAACUUGUUUUGCAUGUGGCACAAAACUCCACUUUCACUGUGCCAGCAAACUUUUUGAGAGAGAUGAGUUUCCAAAAUGUCCUAAGCAAGGCUGUAAAAAACCCUGGUCACAUGACAUUAGAAGAACGCCAAGAAAAGAGGAGGUUUUAUACUCAAGGUCUCCAGAAAAGAGCCAACGAAAGAGAAAGGCAGAUGUUAGCUGAACUGUAUAUGUGUGACCUUAGUGUGAUUUAUGAUUGGACAGGAUGGCAGUGUGUUGGUAUUUGAAAUAUUCGUACAUGCCAAUUUUUAGAUUGUGAGUUGGGGGAGGGGCUUUUAGUCACCUCCUUACUUUGGAAAUUAAGCUAUCUAAUUUUAGACACUACAGUAUAUCUGAACUUAAUUUUUACUUUAGAAGUUCUGAUAAAAUAUUUCUUGUGCUCAUUAAUAUUAGAAAUAAUGAAAAUGAUUUUUUUCCAGAAGCACUUACUGAUUCAUAUUGUUUUACAUUUUCUAUUUCUCUCUUCAACGAAAUUGAAAUAUUUACAGGUUAACAUUGAGCAUAUGAGAAAAUUACAGAAGGUAGUAAUUCGUAAUGUAUUAGUGUUACUGUAUUCUGCAUUUCUAAACAACCAAUGUAAAAGAACAAAUAGAAAGCUGAAUUUUAACAUUGAAUGCAAAUAUUGUUUUUUUUACAACUCUUUGAUGGGAAUAUGUGUUCUGAAAUAAAUGUAAACAAAGAAGAC